AUGUCGGCAUUUAAAAUCUUGAAAGAUGUCAGUAUAAGCUUCGAAGCUGAUCUGCGAAAAUUAUCUAAUGAACAGUUUUCGGUUAAAAUCGGAGAGCCUUUCGAGGAAGUGCUUUCAAAGAAGCUUCAUACUCCUGAAGUACCUGAACAAGAACAGAAUGAAAAGAACACUUUACAGAAUUACAACGAUGCUGUCACCGCAAAGGUUUUGGAACAACAGAUCGUCAAGUUUCUUUGUCAGUCUCAUUCUGUGAAGUCUAUUAUCACGACACCCGACAGUAAUCUUGAUCCGGAAUUCCUCGAUUGCGUUUUGUUGGAAAAGGAGAAAGAAUUGGAUAGGGUUAGAGAGGAAUGGGAUAAAGAACUCGGAGAGUUAAAAGACAUGAGAGACAGUGUGGAUGGUACAACAGAAAUGGAGCCGGGGCCUAUGUAUAAGAAACUUCGCACUUUAGUCGACAAGAUGGAGCUCAUGAGGUGGUUGAUCUCGAAGUUGGUGACGUCACGGACUGGCGACCGAUACGAUUGGCUGACGGACCCUCACAACAGGCGGCGAGCACUGAAAGUGGCUAGAGAAGACAAUACCAUGGAGAAGUUUUUGGAGAGCUAA
Messenger RNA from Diatraea saccharalis (sugarcane borer), 606 nucleotides. The record is from the annotation of a GenBank genome assembly. NCBI's taxonomy places the organism in Eukaryota, Metazoa, Arthropoda, Insecta, Lepidoptera, Crambidae.